AUGUCCUCCUCGUCAACCGCUAGUGGAGACGACGGCUCCAGACGACAGCUGAGUGUCGCUAGAAUCUUCUCAGACGAGAAUGGAGAGACCCACUUCGGAUCUUUCACCAUCUCCAUGACUGGCUCUGGAAAGGGACAUUACUCCAGAUCAGUAGACGGGAGGCCAAGACACUCCAUAUUCAUCCCAGUUCCAGAUGACUUUGUAGCUCAAGACUCCUAGUCCACUUGUCACACAUUCACCAUCAAUAUCAUGAGUUUUAAUUAUUAGUGGCUUUGUCAAACUCGCGUGUAGAUGAGUAUAUA
Molecule: messenger RNA, 302 nt
Organism: Geodia barretti
Lineage: Eukaryota; Metazoa; Porifera; Demospongiae; Tetractinellida; Geodiidae
Source: the annotation of a GenBank genome assembly